This is a messenger RNA of Mus caroli (Ryukyu mouse), 1927 nucleotides long. NCBI's taxonomy places the organism in Eukaryota, Metazoa, Chordata, Mammalia, Rodentia, Muridae. The record is from RefSeq and is a predicted model, not a curated record.
CUCUGGACAGAAAUAGCUGUCGGACAGGUUGGUUUUGAGGACUCUGCUGGAGCAUUGCUGCGUUGGCCCAAAUUUGACUUUAGGCGGGAACCGCGGCUGGUGCGGAGUUCCUCCGAGAGGCGAGAGCUUUAAGGUUGCACCAAGGGAGGGGACUCAGGACACCGGGGACCUGCUCCGACCUGGCGUGCAUUGUCAAGGAGGCAGAAGACCGUGGUCCGGGAGCGGCGGGAGACUGAUGAUCCUACAGGAACUGAGCACAGGAUAGACCGGACGAGCGCCCCUCGGAGAAUCACGUAGAAUCCAGUGAGCCGUAGCGCGGCAGGAGGAAGCACGAGAAUCCCAGAAACACAGAUUGGACUUCCUGGAACUUAGGCUAUGGAUAAAUUGGGACAGAUCAUCAGGUUAGGCCAGCUCAUCUAUGAACAGUGUGAAAAGAUGAAAUACUGCCGGAAACAAUGCCAGCGUCUAGGAAACCGUGUGCACGGCCUGCUUCAGCCUCUCCAGAGACUCCAGGCCCAAGGAAAGAAGAACCUGCCGGAUGACAUGACUGCUGCCCUGGGCCGUUUUGAUGAAGUCCUGAAGGAGGCUAACCAGCAGAUAGAAAAGUUCAGCAAGAAGUCCCAUAUUCGGAAGUUUGUGAGUGUGGGCAAUGAUAAGAUCCUCUUCCAUGAAGUGAAUGAGAAGCUGAGAGAUGUCUGGGAGGAGCUGUUGCUGCUGCUUCAGGCUUAUCAAUGGAAUACCGUUUCAGACGUCAGCCAGCCAGCAUCCUGGCAGCAGGAAGAUCGACAGGAUGCAGAGGAAGACGGAAAUGAAAAUAUGAAAGUUAUCCUGAUGCAGUUGCAAAUUAGUGUGGAAGAAAUCAACAAAACCCUGAAGCAAUGCUCACUAAAACCCACACAGGAGAUCCCACAAGAUCUCCAAAUCAAGGAGAUCCCAAAGGAACAUCUUGGACCUCCGUGGACCAAACUGAAGACAAGUAAAAUGAGCACCAUUUAUAGAGGAGAGUACCACAGAUCUCCAGUUACCAUCAAAGUAUUCAACAACCCCCAGGCCGAAAGUGUUGGAAUAGUGAGGCUCACUUUCAAUGACGAGAUCAAAACCAUGAAGAAAUUUGAUUCUCCCAACAUCUUGCGUAUAUUUGGGAUUUGCAUCGAUCAAACAGUGAACCCCCCUGAGUUCUCCAUUGUCAUGGAGUACUGUGAACUUGGAACCCUGAGGGAACUGCUGGAUAGAGAAAAAGACCUCACAAUGAGCGUGCGCAGCCUCCUAGUCCUGAGGGCAGCCAGAGGCUUGUACAGGCUACACCAAUCGGAAACACUCCACAGAAACAUCAGCAGCUCCAGUUUCCUCGUAGCCGGAGGCUACCAAGUAAAGCUCACAGGAUUUGAGUUAAGCAAAACACAGACUUCCAUCAGCCGGACAGCAAAGAGCACUAAAGCAGAGAGAUCCAGUUCGACGAUAUAUGUCUCCCCUGAGAGACUGAAAAACCCAUUUUGCAUUUAUGACAUAAAAGCUGAAAUAUAUAGGUAUGUUCCUGUACAGAUUCUAACUUGGGUGGAAAGGACAGGGCAGUCCCCCAUGCCAGGCUGUGAUUCUAAGAAGAUCCGGGAGCUGGUGGCUGAGGACAAGAAGCAGGAACCAGUGGGUCAGGAUUGCCCUGAGUUGUUGCAGGAAAUCAUUAAUGAGUGUCGUGCCCACGAGCCCUCCCAACGGCCCUCUGUGGACGGAAUCUUGGAGAGACUGUCUGCGGUUGAAGAAUCCACGGACAAGAAGGUGUAAGAGGACAAACUGGACAUUUGUCCUUCAUAUCUGUUAGCAGCAUCAACUUAUUGCUGGGAGCAAAUAGCUUCUUUCUCCCUUGCUUGCUUGCUUUUUUUCUUUCUUUUUCUUGAGAUGGGAUCUUACCAUGUAGCCCCUGCAAACUAUG